Carya illinoinensis is the source of this 1328-nucleotide messenger RNA. RefSeq names its product probable 2-carboxy-D-arabinitol-1-phosphatase. Gene Ontology annotation, molecular function: phosphatase activity. The record is from RefSeq and is a predicted model, not a curated record. The transcript has 7 exons. NCBI's taxonomy places the organism in Eukaryota, Viridiplantae, Streptophyta, Magnoliopsida, Fagales, Juglandaceae. The coding region runs from base 145 to 1077 and encodes 310 amino acids.
GAUCGCCACCCAAAAUGUGCCCAUGUUUUAAGCCAAUCAAUCCACACCAUCUUGGCAGAUAACACCGUCCACACCAAUCUACGAUCAGGAUUACUUGGGCAAAUCGCAGUUAUGCUCACUCAACAAUGUACUAGUCUCCCAUAAAUGCACCAAAACCAUCGAAGACCACAACGUGGAGACGCAACCCAGUACCCGAAGAAGAUGGUUUGUGGAGUUCUUUUGUCGUCGAUUUCCGUUAUUUGUCCAUGUACGACCUCCAUAUAUGGCUCUAAAAGAUCCACUAAGAUUCAAACUCGUUCUUGUGCAACACGCAGAAUUCAGUGCUCAAAUUCUGGUCCAGACUUGCCCCUAACAACUGAAAAUUUUCAAAAUGAUGCUUCUAUGACUGGUGGUGCAUAUGAUUUUGAAAGAGCAACGACAUCACUUACUAGUCUGUCAAUAUCGUCAUCGAAGAAGGUGACUCUCGUAAGGCAUGGCCUUAGCUCUUGGAAUGAAGAGAGUAGAGUUCAGGGAAGCUCAAACUUAUCUAUCCUAACAGAAACCGGAGUGAGGCAAGCAGAGAGGUGCAGGAAAGCCUUGACAAGUAUGCACUUUGAUCAAUGCUUUUCAAGUCCAAUAUCUCGUGCCAAGUCCACUGCUGAAGUUCUAUGGCAGGGGAGGGAAGAACCACUUAUUUUCCUUGAUUCACUAAAGGAAGCCCAUCUAUUUUUUCUUGAAGGCAUGAAAAAUGUGGAUGCUAAGGAGAGAUAUCCGAAGGAGUAUACAACAUGGAGAGAAGAUCCUGCUAAUUUCUGUGUGAAUGGUGUUUACCCUGUGCGAAAACUGUGGGGAACAGCAAGAGAGGCUUGGAGAGAAAUAUUGUUAUCGCCUGGAGAGAGUUUUUUGGUUGUCACUCAUAAAUCAAUUUUGAGGUCUCUGAUCUGCACAGCUUUAGGGUUACCCCCAGAGAGGUUCCGAGCAAUAGAUGUGAAUAAUGGUGGAAUAUCUGUCUUCAACUUCAACAAAAGAGGAGAAGCAAUGCUACAAUCUCUAAACAUGACGGCCCACAUGUACAACGAUCACGUCUAUCUUUACUGAAACUUAUAGAUGUCGUACAUUCAUUGAUGAGAAAGAAGCAGCUUUGUAUAUUUGGAUAAUACUUGGAAUGUUAAGUUUAUAUGGCACAUUCCAUUUCAUGGUUUCGAACAUGGCGUUGAGGAGAACUUCGUCUGGAAUGAAUUUAUCUGCAAUUAUGUAAACACUUGAAGUUGCAGGCCAGGGCCCGUGCAUUUUUGUGGCACUUUAAUCUGGACGACUGGUGUCAGAAAAUCUGUUUUCUUUUUCUUCAA